Messenger RNA from Entamoeba invadens IP1, 894 nucleotides. RefSeq lists its product as hypothetical. The transcript has a single exon. The coding region runs from base 1 to 894 and encodes 297 amino acids. The record is from RefSeq and is a predicted model, not a curated record. Lineage: Eukaryota; Evosea; Mastigamoebida; Endamoebidae.
AUGUAUGAAAUCCUUGUGUUGUUUGUGCUCCUUAUUUUAAUACUCGUCGCCAUUUACUUUUUAAGGAAGGCGAUGAGAUAUACAACAGAUAAAGUACGCAAGAACAAUAAAGUCCAAAAGAAAACAUAUAAAAGGAAAGUAGGGUUUCGCACCACAAGGAAAAACAUUCAGAAAGCUUUUAGUAAAUAUUUACUUCCUUUGCUUAUUGAGACAAAAAAUCUGAAGUUUAAGAAAUUUGCAAUCAUUGACAAAAUUAAGGCAAAAGGGGACAUUACAGAGGAUGUCAAAGUGUAUAACGAGACAGUCUCACAAUUGCGAAAAAAAAGAAAUAAAGCGGCAAAUAAAGUUUUCAAAGUUGCGAACGAGUCGAUCAAAUAUAUCAAUGUAAUGGAUUUGCAUGGUCUCUUAGUUUCAGACGCUAUUCAAAUAGCGGUGACAAAGCUCCGGAUGCUUCAAACCAAUCCAAAAGUGAAAGUUGUUACAUUUAGUUGUGGUGUCGGCAAACACAAUAGUAUUGGAGUUUCAAUGAUAUUAAAGUCACUCGUAAGGUACUUGAUCAAUAACGGAGUUCCUUUCUAUAAGAACGUUAAUAAUGGCUUUGUGAGUGUGCAAAUAGCAAAGUAUGAGGGGACAUUCCCAACAAAAGAAACUAUAAGGAAAAUUACACCAGACUAUAUAGAGAAGCUGAAAAGUCGAUUCGUAGAAGAAGAGUCUGAAGACAAUGAAGAAGAUGUCGACUAUGGGCAAAGUGAUGAUGAAUAUGAAUUGGCGUUGGAAGGUGUCGAUGACAAAGUGGAGAAGAAUGAGAACGAAGAAAUGAACGAGGAAGAAAACAACAAAUUUGGUGAAGAUGUUGACACUGAUAACCUCGAAGAUGGUUACACAUUUUCUUGA